CGAAUGCAAAAUGACAAAGCACUUUCUGCCCGUAUCACUUGAGCUCAUCUAGCAGUGCAGGUGUGUCACUGAAAGGGGUAGGAGGGCUUUUGGCAGCUCCACAGCCAUUGUGCUCAGUGUCUAGAUUUCCAACCUCGGAGAGACAUCAUGUCUGCCCCGCUGUGCUUCGUCUCCAUCUUACUGGCCUGGACGGCAGGAGCUUGGGCCACAGACUACAACCUGCCUUUCAUGGAGUACCUGGACAAAGACACCUUGGUCCACCUGAAGUGGGGAUUUGAUCAUUUGCAAGGAAACAUAACAUUCCAACUGAUAGUCAACACCACAGGCUGGGUCGGCUUUGGUUUUAGUCCUCACGGAGGCAUGGAUGAUGCAGACAUUGUAAUGGGGGGACUUGGAUCUGAUGGAAGCUAUUUUGCAGAUUAUUAUUCAGUAGGGGUGAAAAUGCCUGAAAUGGACAAGGAGCAGAGCUACACCCUGCUCUCCAUGACUGAAAAUAAUGGACAAACAAUAAUGACCUUUCAAAGGCCAAUAGAGACCUGUGAUGAAAAAGACUUCCAGAUCACUGCUCAGUCCAUCAAACUGAUCUACGCGUACGGUACAACAGAUGUCAUCAAAUACCACGGGAGCUUUAGAGGCACCAAGGAAACAAAUCUUCUCAACUACAAGUCAAAGACCGUCCCGCUUGAUGCCAGAUAUCUCAGUGUGAAGGUGGACAAAAUCUCUGUCCCUCCCAACACAACCUACUAUCACUGUAAAGUAAUGAAGCUUGAAAACUUGCCCACAAAACAUCAUAUUUAUCAGAUUGAGCCAGAGAUUGAGCACCAGGAAGUCGUCCAUCACAUGUUGCUGUAUCACUGUCCCUCUUUUGUGAAAGAACCAUAUGAUAAACCGUGCUACAUGGGUGACAUGGGAGACACCUGCUUUGGAGUGGUGGCUUCAUGGGCAGUAGGAGGAACAGCAUACGAGCUUCCUGAGAAUACAGGUAUUCCCAUAGGAGGAACUGACAGUGACACAUACUACAGGUUGGAAAUCCAUUACAAUAACCCACAAAAGAAAGAAGGUAUCAUAGACAGCUCAGGACUGAGGCUUUACUACACGGACAAACUUCGACAGCAUGACGUGGGCAUUCUAACCACGGGAGUGUUCCCAGUGAGUCACAUGGAGUAUAACGUCCCUCCUAAAGCAGAAAAGUUCCACACGUAUGGCAUUUGCAACACGUCUUUGUUUUCACAGCUUGUGGACCCCAUACCCGACCUUCAAGUGUUUUCAGUGCUCUUGCACACUCACUUGGCUGGCAGGAAAGUCAGAGUGGGCCACUUCAGAAAAGGAAAGCAAAUAGAUUUCUUGGGAGUAAAUGAAAACUAUGACUUUGACAUGCAAGAAAUUGUCAAUUUAGGAAACAUCAAGACAAUCAAACCGGGUGAUGAGAUCAUUGUGGAGUGCGUCUACAAUACCUUAAAUCGCACUCAAUCCACUAUGAUGGGUUUGUCCACCUCUGACGAAAUGUGUCUGGCUUUCCUGUUCUACUACCCAGCUAUCAAUAUUACUUCAUGCACCAGUCGCCCAAAUACAACACUUCUAUCCACCACAGCUGAUCAAAUCGCUGAGUAUCAGAGCUUGGUGAAUGCCCUGCCACAAGUUCAAUACAUCACUGAUGCCAAUAGCAAAUCAUCGCUUUACAGACAUGGCACUGUCAGGAACGUAAUGGAGACGCCAACUGCUACUUGCAAAAAUACAAAUAUUGCAAGCAGACUCAGUACUUCCUGGAUGGUGACAGCUGGAGGAAUCAUCCUUCUGCUCCUUUCCUUUGCUAUAUUGUAGCAUGGCUGUAUAUGAAACAAAUCCAUAUGCCAACUUAGGACAGUUAAUAUUGAAUGAAAUAGACAAUUUUGAACUUAAAUGAUGCUUAUGAUCACUAGGUGUGUUAGCAAGUAUAAGAGAUUUUUAUGAGCGGAUCAAUUUAUAUUUUUGUCAUAAAGUACAAUAGAGGCUCAUUAGCUGCAAUUUUAACUCUCUAUAUUAAAAAAGAAAAAAAUGUGUCAGACAAAAAAAUAUUUUCAUGGUAAUAAAGCAAUGAAAUGUUGUAAAUAGAUUUUAGUUCCAGAAAAUGUCACUCACACAUUUACUUUUAAUUCCUCUUCAUUCCUUGCACUUUCACAGUAAAUUGAUCUAUAUAUGUAGUUACAGCAGUCUGCAUUCAUAAAUGUUUGUUUGACUUAAAUAAAAAGGUUGAUGCAAAACA
Poecilia latipinna (sailfin molly) is the source of this 2242-nucleotide messenger RNA. It is a transcript of the gene moxd1l, whose product is annotated as monooxygenase, DBH-like 1, like. The record is from RefSeq and is a predicted model, not a curated record. The transcript is spliced from 13 exons. Gene Ontology annotation, molecular function: copper ion binding; dopamine beta-monooxygenase activity. NCBI's taxonomy places the organism in Eukaryota, Metazoa, Chordata, Actinopteri, Cyprinodontiformes, Poeciliidae. Gene Ontology annotation, biological process: dopamine catabolic process; octopamine biosynthetic process; norepinephrine biosynthetic process. Bases 148 to 1821 code for a protein of 557 amino acids. Gene Ontology annotation, cellular component: secretory granule membrane.